This is a messenger RNA of Echinostoma caproni, 507 nucleotides long. NCBI's taxonomy places the organism in Eukaryota, Metazoa, Platyhelminthes, Trematoda, Plagiorchiida, Echinostomatidae. The record is from the annotation of a GenBank genome assembly.
GCCGACUUGCCGGGGUUGAUCACCGGAGCCGCAGAGCACAACAAAGGUCUCGGUGCACAGUUUCUCAGCUUAGUCGCUGACUGUCGAUUGCUCGCCUACGUGGUGGAUGUGGGUACACUAUGGCUUAGCGGAGAAGCACAUCCUAAUAUAACGGACCGAGCAACAUGGCUUAAAGAUCAGAUUAUCCAGCAGUUGGCUAUGCUUCAGCACGAACUGGGCACGUUCGAUUCAAAACUUACGGACCGACGAAGGUGCUUGGUCGUAGGUUCCAAAAUGGAUCUUGUGGUUCCGUAUAUGAAUGAUUCCAAUGGGCGACACAAUUUGUGGAGUACGGUGCAGAAAGCAAUAAACAAAGCUACAUUAGACAUGGGUUUGCUGGAUGCAACUAAUCUCGACCGUGUUUUACUCAUCUCAGCUCGUCGAGGGGACAAUAUAGAUGCUCUGGUGCGAUGCAUUCAACAACAUGUGCGAGACAUUUGUAAAAUGAGUAAUGACGAAUCAUCAUAA